UUCGUAGCGUGUAGUGAAUGUGUACUGGGGAAGACUGAACCAGACCCGGCUGUACUGGUGAAACGCACAGUUAGGAAGUAGAUCGUUUCUUAAAGUUAGAAGAAAUGUCUGAGGCCAGUUCAGCUGCAGAUUCGGGGCUUGGCGAGGUUCCCGAGGGCGCAGGAGUUCGUAAAUUAUCUGAGCUGAGAGUGAUCGAUCUGAAGGCCGAGCUGAAGAAGAGAAACCUGGACAUCAGCGGUAACAAGAGCCAGCUGUCCGAGCGACUCAAAAAGGCCAUUGAGGAGGAAGGAGGAAAUCCUGAUGAAAUAGUGGUACAGCUUGAGAUAACUCCUAAGAAAACACCUCGCAGAACUCCUAAAGGAAAGAAAGCAGAGACAGAUGAGUUGGAGGAAGGCACAGUCGAAGAUGAAUCUGUGGAUGGCCAGGAGGCUUAUGCACAGGCAGAAAACGUUCAUGACAUGGACAUGAUGGACAUGAACGUUUUGGACGAAGCUGACGUAGAUAACGUUGCUGGGUCCGAUGAAUAUGAUGAGGAUGAACUUCUAAAGGACAGUUACACAGAUUUCACGGCAGAGUCCAAGCUAGAAGAGGAAAGUGAAACUAAUGCUGAUGAAAACGGAAAACUGGAUAAACAGGAGACUUUACCCAAGGAAGACUCUGAAGACAUGAAAGAAAGUGAGAAAGUAGCCGGGUCUUGUAAAUCAGAGCCACUUAAGGAGGAGCCGGAAGAGGAAGACAAUGUGUCCGACCUCGCUAAAGCCGAGGACGCCGACAAUAUGAAGGUGGACAAUAAUGCCUCGAAGCAAAGCAAAGUCCAUCCGCCAUGUGGGGACCAACAAGGCGUAAAGGACAAUUUCUCCGAUGCCGAGAGCGCGUCAGCUCAGGCUAAUGUCACGGAAAUUGAAAACGCCGACUCGGGAUCCGCACCGAAGACCGGAGAGACAGAUGAAGACAAGAAGAGCGAUGAGAGCGCUUCUGAAGCGAAAGAGUCCUCUGUAGAGGGUGGUGAUCAGAAAAAGAGCAGUGAUGAGAAAUCUAGCAAAGCUGAAUCAAAAGAUGACAAAGGUUCUGUCACCAGCAGUGGAAGGAGUCUGUGGAUCAGCGGCCUUUCUUCAACCACUAAAGCGACUGAUCUGAAGACUCUGUUCAGCAAAUAUGGCAAGGUGGCCGGUGCUAAAGUGGUGACGAACGCUCGCAGUCCAGGAGCUCGAUGCUACGGCUUUGUUACGAUGUCUUCAGCAGACGAGGCCACCAAGUGUAUCGAGAACCUACAUCGCACAGAGCUGCAUGAGCGAACGAUCUUUGUAGAAAGAGCCAAAAACGAGCCGGCUGGAAAAAAGCCUGCUGACAAAAAAUCAUCUGACUUGAGCAAGGAUAAAAAAGCAAAAGGCUCUGAUGACAAAGAUGGAGAAGGAACUGAUGCAAUGGACAAAUCUAAAGCGGAGUCUGGCGACGAGAAAUCCAAGAGCAGAGAGCGGAGCACCGACAGUCAUGAGCGCAAGUCCUCCAGCAGAGACAGGAGUGACAUCGUGUCAUUUGAAGAAAUCAAGCGGCGGCAGGAGCGCGAGAGGCAGAGGCGUCGCGAACAAAACCUUCAGGAUGCUGAAAGGCGUCACCACUCAAGUGACCGCGACGGCCGCUUUGAGCGCGAGCGCAUCCGUCAGUUCCGCGAGCGCGAGGAGCACGACAGGCUGAACCGCAAGAGAGACUUGCUGGAGGUGGAAAAGCGACGGCUGGAAUCCGACCGCAUGGAGCGCGAAUGUCUGGAGCGUAUGCGCUUGCGGGUGGAGUACGAGCGCAGGCGCGAGCAGGAUCGCAUCGACCGCGAACGCGAGGAGCUGCGCAGGCAGCAGGAACAGCUCCGCUUCGAACAAGACCGGCGGCCACUUAAGAGGCCAUUCGACAUGGACUCCAGGAAGGACGAUUGGUCGGCUAAGAGGAUGUCCAUGGAUGAUCGCUUCGGACGACAGGACCGCUUUCAAGACAUUGACCACAGAGAUCGCAACCGCGUCCAGGACAUGUUCAUGGACAGGAGGGACGGUCCCAAAGGAGGCAUGUCCGGAGACAGAAACGGCCAGCAUUUCUCCGAUCGGGACAGGCAUAGCAGGGACUCUCGAGAUAACUUGGGUGGUGGUGGUGGUUUUGAUAAGCGUCCCAUGAAUGCACCUGGAAGAGACUUGGAGUCUGGCCGUAAGAUGGAUGGUGACCGACCCUGGCAAGGUUCAAACCGGGGCAUGCCAGGCCAGAGCAGCAUGGGCCGUGGAGGAAUGAACAGCCGUGGUGGAUUCAUGAAGUCAGGACCUUCUCGGCAAAUGUCCGGAAACCUAAACCGACCGAACCAGAUGAUGCAGGGUGGUGGUGGUGGCACCUUCAACCGUCGCUACUGACCCACAGUUCCUACUUCACUCAUUUUGUACUGAAUCAUCUUACAUCUUGUACAAAUCUUCUAAUGCUUUGUAAAAAAUGUUUUUGUUUUGUUUUUUAAAGAUUGUAAUGGUUUUGUCUUUACAAAAAGUGAAACGAAAAACCCUUUUCUUCUUUUGUUACAGAUCUUUAUGGUUUUAGUAUUUUUCGGUUGUCUAGUGAGUUUCACUACAUGCUCAGGAAUGUUAGAAUUUGAAAUGUGAUGUAAGAAGUCAAGCCAGCCUUUACUGAUGGUUUGUUUUAUUUAAAAUGUUGCAGAGGACCCCCACCCCCCUCUGAUCAUGUUCAAAUUAAGUGGUUUCUGUAAAGUUACUUAUUCACUUUUGUAAUAAAGCACAUGUGUUGGCCAGCAGAUGAUGCAGUAAUAGCAGUCUUAGUUCUUUCAUUUAAAUCCUGACUCUGAGACUGAGAAGCUGAGAAUUCAGUUGAAUCUGUGGAUUGUGCAUGCCCAACAUUUUACACACUGUAUGUUUGGUUGAGAUGAGUGAAUAAAAUUUUUAACAAACGCA
Messenger RNA from Trichomycterus rosablanca, 2933 nucleotides. Its product is annotated as scaffold attachment factor B2-like. The record is from RefSeq and is a predicted model, not a curated record. The coding region runs from base 105 to 2387 and encodes 760 amino acids. Gene Ontology annotation, cellular component: nucleus. Gene Ontology annotation, biological process: regulation of mRNA processing; regulation of transcription by RNA polymerase II. The transcript is spliced from 21 exons. Lineage: Eukaryota; Metazoa; Chordata; Actinopteri; Siluriformes; Trichomycteridae. Gene Ontology annotation, molecular function: sequence-specific DNA binding; RNA binding.